GCUCUGCUAGUCUUACACCCCUUUUUGAAGGGGAAAAAGAUCAUCUGGUUCCCUCAGUAGCUGGUGUACUUCGGGAAUGCAAGCUGUUUCAGAUGGCUGGUCGGAUUCUUGGCCAUAACUUCAUUCAUGGCGGCUCUGGAUUCCCAGGACUCAGUUUGGCUGUCGUGACUCUGUUAACUGGGGGGGAGACUGAAACUGCCGCAGCAGCUCUGACCCUUGAGGAUGUUGCUGAUCUUGAUCAUCGGGAAACUAUUGGUUUGCUCAAGAAGGCAGAACUUACUGCAGAAGAAACCAACAGUUUGACUGAUCUUUGCCUGUCCUGGUAUCAACCUACUCCUACCUCCACCAAUCAUGACUGGCUGUUCCAGUUGCUGCUUACAAAAGCAGUACUUCACAAUGGAAUCCAGCCUAUUAAGCAGAUCCGGAAAGGCCUGAAAGAAACUGGAAUCUGGCCGCUAAUUUCAGCCAGACCAGAUGUCCACCCCAUACUUUUCCCAAGGGAGUCAAAUGUGGAACUUAACUCACAGACCAUGAUCGAGACCAUUCGCUGGCCACAACCUUCAUGUGACAGCGAUGAGGAAGAGGACGAGCCUGUUCCAUUGAUGAACAUCAGUGCAGUCACUGGAUUUUUGAGGAGAUUCAUAGAGGAAGCAUCACCAGAGGUGCUGCGUGACCUCAUGAGGUUCUGGGUUGGCUGGGAGCAGCAAAUGAGUUGUCUCUACAUGAAGGUUGUACGCUCAACUUAUCCAGUAGCGCACACCUGCUUGCACACAUUGGAGCUUCCUUGCCACUACCAGACCUACACAAUGUUCCACCAAGAUGUGAUGAUGGCCCUCAAUUCCAUCAGCUCUGGCUUUGGGAUGGUGUAGUGCAAAUGUGACCCAAGGUGUUAAAAGGGGGUGGGGACUGCUACUAAUUGAUGCAUAGUUUUAAGUAAUUGUUCGUAGACUUGAUGGAAGGCCUCUGGCUUUGGUUUUGUUUAGUAGGUUCAGGUUGAAAUAAGGUCUUGCACUUGUCACUUUGAAAAAAAAAUUCUAUAUUGUCUUACUGCCAUUGUUCAGGCACUUAAAUUGGGGUGCUUUAGUAAAUUUUGUAUACAGUACAACCUGUGACAUAGGCAUUUUAAAAUGUAGUUGGAGAAAAAAAAACUGCAAUUGUUCAGGUACUUGAAAUGCUAUAUAUUGUAUAGUGUAUACAAUAGUCCAACUCAGUUUUGUUGUGGAGCAAUCACUUACUAUAAAAAUUCAUCUUGGGAUUCUGCAGAAUUUGUUCAAGUAAAGAUUCUUGUGUAUGCAAUCGACAUACCACUAGUUUAACUGUAUUGUAACAUUACAAUAAAGUUUUG
Messenger RNA from Melanotaenia boesemani (Boeseman's rainbowfish), 1345 nucleotides. RefSeq lists its product as uncharacterized. The record is from RefSeq and is a predicted model, not a curated record. Gene Ontology annotation, molecular function: ubiquitin-protein transferase activity. Lineage: Eukaryota; Metazoa; Chordata; Actinopteri; Atheriniformes; Melanotaeniidae. The transcript has 5 exons. The coding region runs from base 93 to 869 and encodes 258 amino acids.